Messenger RNA from Hydra vulgaris (swiftwater hydra), 705 nucleotides. RefSeq names its product protein GVQW3-like. NCBI's taxonomy places the organism in Eukaryota, Metazoa, Cnidaria, Hydrozoa, Anthoathecata, Hydridae. Gene Ontology annotation, molecular function: nucleic acid binding. The record is from RefSeq and is a predicted model, not a curated record.
AUGGAAAAACUUGAAUAUCGAGCAUACAUUAAAACUCGUGCUCUACUUGGAGUUUCAGCACAAGCCAUAACUGAUAAAUUGGUUUUAGUUUAUGAUGACCAAGCUCCAAAAUAUAGUACAGUUGCCAAAUUGGCUACUUUAUUUAAAGAUGGUAGAGAGAGUCUUGAAGAUGAUCCUCGCUCAGGGCACCCUAAAACCACGUAUACAGCUGAGAAUAUUGAACGUAUGCGAGCCAUUAUUGAAGAAAAUCCACAUGCAACACAUAAUAUAACUGAAGCUUUAAUAUCAAUUAAUCGUUUUACAAUUAAAGAAAUUAUUCACAACGCACUUAAAAAAAGAAAACUAACAUCACGUUGGAUACCCCAUGAGUUAACCAAUGAAAAUCGAAAGAAAAGAGUUGAGGCAUGUAAGGAAAAUUUAGCCCUGUUCAGAAACGGCCAAUGGAGGCUAUGCGAUAUUGUUACAGGGAAUGAGUCAUGGUUUUAUUUGAGACAAGUAGGACACAAGUCAGCUAACGCUAGUUGGGUCGGUGAAGGUAAAAAUCCAAAAACUAUAGUAAGAUGCGAUAGGUUUCAGCCAAAAAGCAUGUUCUACAUCUUCUUUAAAACAACAGGUGUUGUUCAUUCGGUUUAUGUUGAAAAGGGAGACACCAAUACUAGCGAAUAUUAUAAAAAAAGUUGUUUGAACCUCUUAUAUGCAAAUUAA